UUCAGUCAUAUCCAUAUACGGUACAGGUCAUUCCAGGUCAUUCCACGCGAAAAGAGUUAUAUUCUAUGUAAUUGAAUAUAGCCUAAUGAUAUGAUUAUUUUUAUUUGAUUAAUUAUUAAUUGAAUUAAUCAUUUAUUUUAUGAUUUCACUGCAUUGUGCCUGCUGAACAAUACAACGUGACAGACUGUAACUCGCUGUAUCAACCAGUGCACUCUGUGCUGAAGGAGGCACAUGCUGCUACUCUUAGUUCCUGCUAUGUUAGCACGCCCUCCGUCUCAUACUCAGAACACUAUUGGAUCCCUGACCCUUCAAUCUCAGGCUGCCUAGGUGAUUCCUGGUAGUGCAUUCAAAGCGUCGCUCUUGGACACUCGUGUCCAAUCAGCUACGAGCUCUGUGAUGACACCUUGGGAUUCCGCGAAGUAGUUUCUUUCAGAUGGGAACAGCAAACAGCGGCACAGAGUUGACGCACUUGUGAGAGAAGAAGAGAGUGAGAGUACGCAAAGUUUCCACGCUUUCUGAUGUGAUUGAAAUAAUAUUGAGAAUAGACACCUGGAUGUUUCUUGUGCGUGUAGACGCAAGCGACACAAGCUUUUAUUCUUCGCCGGGAACAUCCCAGUCACACUGACACGUGUAGGCGUGAAGCCACGUUUACUGGAGUCGUAGCCUAUGUAUCUUGAUGCGCAUAUGAUGAGAAUCCACAGUGCGCCCUGAGUUUUGUUUUGAAGUAUUCGUGGCAGGUGACUUCUACAAUUACACGACAUUUUGGGUAACUAUAAUGACGGAUGUUGAUAUUGCAGCAAGGUCCUUGGAGCCGGUCUCAGACAAACUAUCCGGCGAGGAAGGACCUGAGGAAAGUCAAGAGAGCCGGACUCUGUUAAUGGUCGCAAUGAUUCUGCUGGACUUAAAUCAGUGUAAUCCGGGCGGAAUCAGCACCAAACGUAUGGUGGACAGUGAUGCGGAGAAUCAAACCAGCGUAAAGGAGAACCGGGAGAAAUGCAGACAGAACGCAAGCAGGGUGAAAAGGACACGGAACCGUGACAGUCUGCAUGUAUCAGCUGAGAAGAGACACUGUUGUCCCUACGCUGGCUGUGGGAAAAUAUACGGCAAAUCGUCCCAUCUCAAGGCGCACUUCAGAGUACACACCGGUGAGAGACCCUUUCAGUGUACCUGGUCAGGCUGCACCAAGAAAUUCUCACGGUCAGAUGAACUGACACGACACUUUCGUACGCACACCGGGGAGAAGCGUUUCAUGUGCCCGCUCUGCGACAAAUGCUUCAUGCGAAGCGAUCACCUCACCAAGCACGCCCGCAGACAUGCCGGCUUUCACCCCAGUAUGCUCCAGGGUCCCGCCGGACGAAGACGACACUCUUCGACGUCCACAUCGUCCUCUGGCUCCAGCGAUCACAUGUCUGCUGGUGUUUGAGUAACUACGUGGCCCCCACAUUUUGGAUGUCUCUUUUAGCAAAACCACACCCAUUUCAGGUCUUAGAGCCUCUAUUAAUGAACUGAUGAUAUAAGAUAUCAGGUGGGUUACAUAAUGGAGUACAAAAUAUGCUUGCUGGAGUAGGCUACUCCAAGACAAAGACUGAAAAUGGGACUUUUAAAUGGAAUGGACAGAAACCAUAUAUUUUAGGCAGAAACAUUGUAAUGAACAUUUAGUCUAAGGGUUAUUUCAAAUGAGCAAGGAUAUUUACAAUAUAACUACAAAGUUGGGAUUGAUUUCAACAGAGAGGAGCCAGAUGUUUUAUUACAUACCAACUGUGACAAAGGGAAAUGAACAAAUUCUGUGUAAAGAUAUAUUAUGUGAAACACGAUCAGUUCAAGUGACAAAUUUCGCAGCUGUCCUGUAUAGGAGGUGGAUAUGUUUUAAAAUAAUCGCUAUGAAUAUUUUCUGUUCUUUGAGAUAUUUAGGGGGACAGCGGUUGACUUCUGUGUUGAAGACAGUUUUUGUAUGAUAUUAAAACUUCUGGGUUCUUAUGAGAUUAAUUUAACAAUCGUGUGAGGUUUUACGCACACAAUCACGCUUUUGUUUUAAGCAAUGAUAAUUAUUUGCAUAUGCUAAUCAGUUAUGCAAAAGAAUGUGACUUAUUUAAUGUAGAGCAUUGAAAAUACUCUUCAGAUUUUUUUUUUUUUUUUAAUUUAUUUUAUUUUAAACUUUUACUUUGUGUUUUUGAUCAGCAUUCAUAAGUGAUCUAGUGAGGCCAGCCAACAGUUUCACUCAUUAAUAGUUUACCACCGCCAUCUACAGGCGUGUUAUGAGAUAACACGAAAGGAAGACCUGUGCCUUUGAUCUUCAAAUAUUGCACAGCAUACAGAACCAUACAGAACAAAGAUUGUAUAAUUUUUCUCAUUACCUUUAAUUUUUAGUAGCCUAUAGUAUUUACUUUCAGUAACAUUUAACAUUUUAUUUUAUUUUAUUAAUGGUUUUUCGUUUUCAGAUUCAUAUUCAGCUGUUGAAAUACUUGAAAUAAUAAAUAAUGUUAUUUGAAUGUAGAUUAGGUUUGAAUCUGCUGUGAUGAUCAUCCAUUUAAAAGUAAUGCACAAACAGAAUUUUACAUGUGAAAAAUAGUCAAAGGAUCUUUAUUCAAGUUUUUAUAUUUUAUGAUAACUGAUCAACAAAUAUUUAGCUUUUAUCGUCACAGAGUAUCUGUGCUAAUUUAUUUCCCAGAUGUUCUAUAUGUUUAAUAGAAUGAAUUCAAGAAGCAGGCUGUUGUAAAAAUGCUCAAUCUGUGCCUUCUGUUUUGAGGUUUAGUACUCUUAACUUAGAUUGCCGAAUGUAAUUAGCAAGCUAUCGAGAAAUACUUUGCUGUUUACAAAAGUCUUCUCAGUUGCAUAGUGUGAAUAGUAAUGUUGUGUUUAUCUGCAUCUUAAAGAUUUUGAACCACUACCAUUGUACAUAUAUAUUCUGUAUUUUUACAUCACCAUCAUUUGUACAUAUAUAUUCUGUAUUUUUACAUCACUAUCAUUUGUGCAACAUUCAUCUUUCAUUACCUGUAAAUGAUGUGUAUAGAGGAUAACUAAUUAAAACAAAGAGUAAUCCA
This is a messenger RNA of Megalobrama amblycephala (Wuchang bream), 3041 nucleotides long. RefSeq names its product Kruppel-like factor 9 (gene klf9). The coding region runs from base 776 to 1423 and encodes 215 amino acids. Gene Ontology annotation, molecular function: RNA polymerase II cis-regulatory region sequence-specific DNA binding; DNA-binding transcription factor activity, RNA polymerase II-specific. The transcript is spliced from 2 exons. The record is from RefSeq and is a predicted model, not a curated record. NCBI's taxonomy places the organism in Eukaryota, Metazoa, Chordata, Actinopteri, Cypriniformes, Xenocyprididae. Gene Ontology annotation, biological process: regulation of transcription by RNA polymerase II.